This is a messenger RNA of Cetraspora pellucida, 528 nucleotides long. Lineage: Eukaryota; Fungi; Glomeromycota; Glomeromycetes; Diversisporales; Gigasporaceae. The record is from the annotation of a GenBank genome assembly.
AUGACAGGUCUUGUACUAAAUUCUAACGGAUCUGAAAAUUAUAAAAUAUCUAACCGUUUACAGUCUAUUAUUUCUAAUCAUAUUGAUAAUAAUAGUAUAGAAGAAUUAGAUAAAGACGAUAUACUAGAAGAAAGUUUUCAAAAUAUAAUAGAGAUUGAUGACGAUAAAAUAAUAGAGAUUAAUAAUGAUAAAAUAAUAGAGAUUGAUGAAAAUGAAGUAAUAGAGACUGAUGAAGAUGAAGUAAUAGAGACUGACGAAAAUGAAGUAAUAGAGACUAACAAAGAUGAAGUAAUAAAAAUUAACAAAGAUGAAGUAAUAGAAAUUGACAAAGAUGAAGUAAUAGAAAUUAACAAAGAUGAAAUAAUAGAGAUUGACAAAGAUGAAGUAAUAGAGAUUGACAAAGAUGAAGUAAUAGAGAUUGACAAAGAUGAAGUAAUAGAAAUUGACAAAGAUGAAGUAAUUGAGAUUAACAAAAAUAAAGUAAUAGAGAUUGACAAAGAUGAAGUAAUAGAGAUUGACCAAAAAUAA